AUGGACUUGGCCAUGUCUUCCAUGCUCACAGAACGUCUUCAAUGCGUCUCAUCGUCCAUAUUGAUCUCUACCAGACUAAAUCAAGUCCUGUCUGUCUUCGCACACCGCAUUUUCAAGGCCAGCGGACCCAUUCAACAUCUUCAACUGCCUUCUAUGGGCAGGCUUGGACGGUUGGAUGUGGCCGCUUGCCAUGCUACAAUGCAUAGCACGAAAAGUGACAUUGGCAUUCCCACAGACAGGCCGCAACUCAUCGGGCCGUGCCACAGGAGGUCUCGGAUGCCCUCGCUCUCGGUCGAUCGGCGCCAUCACCGCAGAAGACGCACGUACGUCGUACUCGAGAAGCGACAGCCCGUUUGCAUUCAGAAACGAUAUCGACACUCCCUCGAGCAGUCGCGCGCCCAUCUUUGGCGACCGUUUUCAAGAUUCCGAGAUCUGAUUUCUGCAACACCAAACGCGUCUUCAGCUUAG
Messenger RNA from Colletotrichum higginsianum IMI 349063, 468 nucleotides. RefSeq lists its product as uncharacterized. NCBI's taxonomy places the organism in Eukaryota, Fungi, Ascomycota, Sordariomycetes, Glomerellales, Glomerellaceae. The coding region runs from base 1 to 468 and encodes 155 amino acids. The record is from RefSeq and is a predicted model, not a curated record. The transcript is spliced from 2 exons.